This is a messenger RNA of Cyphellophora attinorum, 1182 nucleotides long. RefSeq lists its product as uncharacterized. The transcript has a single exon. NCBI's taxonomy places the organism in Eukaryota, Fungi, Ascomycota, Eurotiomycetes, Chaetothyriales, Cyphellophoraceae. The coding region runs from base 1 to 1182 and encodes 393 amino acids. The record is from RefSeq and is a predicted model, not a curated record.
AUGCCUCCUAAAAAGCUAGCGACAAAGACACAACAGCAACCACGGCCAGCACAACAGAAACCGCAACCGAAAGCAGAGCCAACCUCACAAUCAGGACAGAAACAAUCAGCCAGCAAGAAUGCAGCAAAGCCAAAGCCAAAGCCCAGCAAUCAACAACAGAUCCCAGAGCAGGAGAUCAAGCAAUCCUCCUCCAUGAGCGCCUCCAUGGCACUGGAAGCAACCAAGAAAGCCUGGCAGCUACGCCAAGCAGCCCAUGGUGCUACCAACUCUCAAGCCCGCGAAGACGCACUCGCUGCAGCUGUCAACGCGGAGAUCGAAGCAGAGUCAUUCGGGAAGGCUGCCAAGUACACAAGAACCGGCGCCUUCCAAGGUCUCGCAGCUGGUGCGGGCCUCGGGGUGCAACCUGGUGUAACGAUAGGAAAGCUCACUGGUGCGCUUGUUGGCGGUGUUGUAUCUUCUGCUGGAGCAGUCCUCGCUGGUGGAAUCGGAUCUGUGUACGGGGCGAUCAACGGACCAAUGUGGGAUCUGGGGCAGAUGGCAGGGAAAGGUGUCAAUAGUAUCGCCAAAGAAUGGCUUCCGGACUGGGAUGUGACCCCGUCACAAAAGUCGGCUCUCGAAAAGAUGGUCAUAGGUGCUAAGCAGCAGCAGCAACCCAGUAAAGAAGAAUUGGAGGAGAUGGCAGCAGAUGACGGCGGCGUAUCUGCUAUGGAUAGCAACGAUUACCAGCAGUGGGUCACCGACUUGAGAAGCUAUGUUCCCAACAUGCCGAACAUGCCCAAGGCGCCGAAUAUGUCAAUGCCGAGCAUGCCGAAUAUGCCCAAAAUGCCGUGGGGAGGUGGCGGAGGAGAGCAGGCGAAACCGCAGCAGGCACAAACUCAAGCUAAAGCACCGCCGGUGCCGCAGCAAAGGCCGGCACCACAACAAAAGCCGGCACCGUCGCAGAAGCCGGCUGCACCACAGCAGCCAAACACCUCCGCAAAACGAACGCCUCCCACAAACGCAGCACCGGCAAAGCCUGCUCAGCAGACGCAACCCGCUCCUGCGAAGAGACCUGCGUCGGCGCAGCCUGCUGAAAAGAAGAAGCCUCCCAAGUUGAAUGCUCGUUCCACAGGAGGUACCACGACACCUCAGUCAGCGGCAGGAGCGAAGAAGGCGCCACCUAAGCUGCAGCCUAAGAAGUGA